AAAAUUAACCAAUAUGAAUAUCCCAAUGAAUUAUAUAAACUGGAAUUACAACAACAUGAUAAAUCAUUGAAAGAAUAUGAUUUAGAGAUAUAUCAAACUUUUUUAGAAAGUUUAGAAAUGAACAAACCAAACAUUGAAUUAUAUAAACAACAACCAUACUUGACAUUUUCAAUUAGAUUGAAAUUAAUUGACUUUUUAUUGAAAAUGUCAAUUAGAUUGAAAAUAUUACCAUUUGUUUUUUAUAAAGCAGUUAAAAUAUUUGAUAGAUACUGUUCUAAAAGAAUUGUGUUAUUAGAUCAAUCCCAGUUAAUUAUAACAACUUGUUUAUGGUUUGCAUCUAAAUUACAAGGUGGGAAUAAUCAUUUUAUUAAUUUGAAUAAUUUAGAUAAAGUCAAUUCAAUUAAAUCAAUUAAUGAUUUAGGAUAUGGUUCUGGUGGUAAAUUUAAAGGUCCAACUGAAAGAUUUAGAUUACCAAAAUUACAUGAAUUAGUUAAAUUAUGUGGUGCUAAAUGUAAAUAUGAUCAAGGGAUGUUUAAACAAAUGGAAUUACAUGUUUUAUCAACUUUAGAUUGGAAUUUUAAUGAUCCUUCAAUUGAAGAAUUUUUAAUUCAAAGUAAUGAUUUUAAUUUAAUAAAAGAAAAUGAAUUUUUCAAAAUUAAAGAAUUUUUAAGUUAUAUUUCAUUAUACUCAUACGAAUUGAUUGAUAUAAGUAUAAUCGAGUUAUCAAAAGUCAUCAUUGAUUUAAUUAACGAAACCCUCAAUUUAGAUUAUAAUGAUCAUUUCCAUCAAAAAAUUAACUACGCAUUAUUAAAUGAAAAAAAUUUUAAAAUUGAUCAAAAUAAAUAUAACUUCAUCAAGAAAAAUUUAAUUAAAUCAAUUUUAAACUCUUCAGAAUUCAUUCUUAAAUUAUUUAAUUCCAGAGGUCCCCAACAAUUUUUUUAUUCCAUCUUAUCAAUUUAU
This is a messenger RNA of Hyphopichia burtonii NRRL Y-1933, 960 nucleotides long. RefSeq names its product cyclin (gene HGC1). NCBI's taxonomy places the organism in Eukaryota, Fungi, Ascomycota, Pichiomycetes, Serinales, Debaryomycetaceae. The record is from RefSeq and is a predicted model, not a curated record. The transcript has a single exon. The annotation marks the transcript as partial.